Molecule: messenger RNA, 609 nt
Organism: Caenorhabditis sp. 36 PRJEB53466
Lineage: Eukaryota; Metazoa; Nematoda; Chromadorea; Rhabditida; Rhabditidae
Source: the annotation of a GenBank genome assembly
AUGAACGGGUGGUUGCUCAGCUCUCUUCUCCUGGCCGUCACGCUCCUUUCGGCGUCGGCACGUGGUCCACGUGUCACCGACAAAGUCUAUUUCGACGUGGAGGUUGGCGGCAAACCGAUCGGACGCAUCGUCAUCGGCGUCUUUGGCGAGAUCGUUCCCAAGACCGCGAAGAACUUUGUCGAGUUGGCGCAGCGGCCCGAGGGCGAAGGAUACGUCGGCUCGAAGUUCCACCGCGUCAUCGACAACUUUAUGAUCCAGGGCGGAGACUACACGCGCGGCGACGGCACCGGCGGUCGGUCCAUCUACGGAGAGACGUUCGCCGACGAGAACUUCAAGUUGCACCACUACGGACCCGGAUGGCUGUCGAUGGCGAACGCCGGCGAGGACACCAACGGCUCGCAGUUCUUCAUCACGACCGUCAAGACGACGUGGCUCGACGGAAAGCACGUCGUGUUCGGCAAAGUUCUCGAGGGAAUGGAUGUGGUGCGACAGAUCGAGAGGACCGAGAAGGGGCCCGGCGACCGGCCGAUCGACGAUGUCGUUAUCGCCGCCGCCGGACACAUUCCCGUUGAUGAGCCGUUCACUGUUGCGCGCACCGGAGCCGAGUAA